UCCGCCUCCGCCCGGUCUUCGCGUCGCCAGUCUCUCUUCCUACCGAACACAGUCUCCCGUUAAACGCUCUCUCCCGCCAAAAACAUGGCUGUCUAAAGGCGUGCAGCGGCUCUCUUUGCAGCGGCAUCACCCUGGCAGUGCGGCGGCUCCGUGCAUUGGCUAUUUCUGGCAAAAUGGCGUCUCUCUCGGCAACCACCCACAGCUUUGCUGCCGUCGACAGCAAUACCGAACCCCACGACUCGCUAACGUCACCGGGCUCGCCUCUGUUUUUAAGCACCCUCUCACGGCUGACACUGACCAACAGCAGUCAUGACCCUCUCCCAGCUGGCCGUGGAGGCCCUGUACUUAGGGCCCUUGUUUCUGACGGCUGACCCCAUGGGGCCCCUUCUGGACCAGGAUGAAGAAGAAGAAGCUCUUUCUCCCUCCUCCUCUCUAGAGGGGAAGGCGCCUGCUUCGCCCCCCCUCUCUUUCUCCUCCUACGCGUCCUCCCCGUCUCCCUAUCAGACCUUGUCUUCUCCCCCGCUCUCUUCUUCUGCCUCCCCCUCUCCCCCCGCCCAUCCCUCCUUGUUCCUGGGAACCAAGGCCGAAGUGGACUCCCUGUCCCUCCCCUGGCUGGGAGCCAGCGACCUGCUCGACGCCCACGUCAGAGCGGACGACGGCAACGAUGAUGCUUUUGCGGGCAUGGACUGGAUGUCUGAGAAGAUCGACCUGAGUGAGUUUGAUCUGGGUUCCUUCAUCGGCUCCUCCGAUGACAGUCCCAGCUCCCCCGAGGACCUCCUGGCCUCCCUCAGCUCCCACAUGGAUCUGGACACCGUCCCGGAGCUCGAUCUCUCCCUCCCCGGCCUCCCUCUGGAGCUCCCUCUCCCUGAGGUGGACGAGGCCGACAACACCGAGGUGGCUCCAGAUCAGCUGGUAGUCCUGAAGUCUGAGUCUCCGGCGCCGCCCCCGUCUCCGGCUCCGCCCCCUCCCUCUCUGGCCUUCACUCUGGAGCUGGGGAGUGAGGUGGAUGUUCUGGACGCAGGGAAAACGCCGCUGUCCCUCUCGGCCACCAUCAUUCCAGAUCCCAGCGGAGGCGCUCAGACCAGCAGCCCCAUCUUUGUGGUGGUCCUCACCAACAAGGAGGAGCCCCCCAUCGUGUCCCUCCCCGACCCCUCAGUUAUAACCUCCCCUCCAUCAAGCGACUGUGACAGCGACUCCGGCAUCGAGUCCGUCGACGGUUCACCCGCUCGCCUCCAGACAGCCGGCUCCUCCAGGACCAAACCCUACUCCAAACCAGAGCCCCCCUCGGCCAAGACCUCCAAGGUCAAAUCGGUGUCCGGCCCUCCCAAGGUGGAGAAGAAGCUGAAGAAGAUGGAGCAGAACAAGACGGCAGCCACCCGCUACAGACAGAAGAAGCGUGUGGAGCAGGACCUGGUCAACUCUGAGUGUGAUGAGCUGGAGAAGAGGAACCACGAUCUGGAGGAGAAGGCAGAGUCCAUCAGCCGAGAGAUCCAGUACCUCAAGGACCUGAUGGAGGAAGUCCGCAAGCGCCGCGUCAAGACCAGCUCGGUGGCUUAGCAACCGGAAUGUGAGAGCGUAGUCCGUUUUUAUUUUGUUUUUAAAGAAGAACGGCGUGUGAGGGUGGAUAAAUGAAACCCACCACUGAACAGAAGAGAUUUGAAGGCUGGAUGCAAAGAGAAAAGCUCUGGAAGUCAAUUAAAUAGUUGUCGGAGAGCGAGGGGGGCUGGGAGGAAGUCGGGUGAAGCAUCUGUACAUGCUUGUCUCUCUGCCCCCCCCCCCCAUUAGAUCCCCACGAUGUGAUCCCUGUCUCACUAGCAGUACAAACAAGACGAGGUGUACAUUUGUAGUUGUUUAGACCCCUCACAUCCCAGAAUCCAGUGAGACACUUCUACCUUGUUACCCGUGUCCCCCCAUUUCCCACUUCCUCUUCUUCACAGCUUCACGUCCAGAAAGAGGCCUCAACCUAUUUAUGAAUAUCUUACACUGUCAACAUGUGUUUCUUUUAUUUUUUUGGUGUACAUAGUUUUCUCCUCCUUCGCUUGCCGAUUAGUUUAUUUAAUGCUGGAUAAAAAACCUGAUAAUGUCAUUGAGUAGCUCAGCUGUUUGGCUUGUAAAAAAAGUGCUUUGCUCUUCUUUUUCUAAUAAAUAUCUAUCAGUACUCAAA
This is a messenger RNA of Anoplopoma fimbria (sablefish), 2164 nucleotides long. RefSeq names its product activating transcription factor 4a (gene atf4a). The coding region runs from base 310 to 1557 and encodes 415 amino acids. The record is from RefSeq and is a predicted model, not a curated record. Lineage: Eukaryota; Metazoa; Chordata; Actinopteri; Perciformes; Anoplopomatidae. The transcript has 4 exons. Gene Ontology annotation, cellular component: nucleus; ATF1-ATF4 transcription factor complex; ATF4-CREB1 transcription factor complex. Gene Ontology annotation, biological process: regulation of transcription by RNA polymerase II. Gene Ontology annotation, molecular function: DNA-binding transcription activator activity, RNA polymerase II-specific; RNA polymerase II transcription regulatory region sequence-specific DNA binding.